AUGGCGGCAGACGGUAAAAUGCCAUCAUUAUGCUCGGAGGUGAUGACAGAUGUGGAACGUCGUGAUUAUAAGAAUGCGGUUGCCGCAUAUUCUAGGAUCGUAAGCUUCUGCGAGCAACACAGAACCACAUUCGUUGAUGACAUUUUCCCUCAUACUGAUGAAUCUAUAGGCGAUCUGCAUGCGGAACUAGGACCUGUUGUAGGUAUCAUUCCACGUUCGUUCGUAUGGCUCCGUCCUGAGCAAAUGUUCACUAAGGAUAGACAAGCAUGGCCAUGGACGGUUUUCAGAGAUCCCUGUUCCUCAGAUGUAGAACAAGGUGUUUUGGGAAAUUGCGGGCUGCUAUCUGCGAUGGCACUCAUUGCUGAAAGGCCGGAUGUCCUAGAGCACAUACUUCUUACAAAGGAGUAUUCUCAUUGUGGUGCUUAUCAAGUGAGGUGGGGGAUAAGAGCAAUUUAUUACUAUCUACAUUUGAUUUUUCAAAUCGACAAAUUCCGUUCCCAACAUUUAUUUUUAUUAAGACUAUGCAUAGAUGGACAGUGGAAGAUUGUCUUAGUGGACGACUUCUUUCCUUGUCGACCGGCAACAAGAUCUAUCGCUUUUGCAGAAGGGAGGAAAAACCAGGUACGUCAUGCUCUUGUAUUGAACUGUUACUUUUCAUUUUAUCCCCUUUCAUGUGAGAUUCUAAAUUAUUUGUAUCUUCUACAGCUAUGGGUUCCCCUGAUUGAAAAAGCACUU
Messenger RNA from Strongylus vulgaris, 735 nucleotides. The record is from the annotation of a GenBank genome assembly. Lineage: Eukaryota; Metazoa; Nematoda; Chromadorea; Rhabditida; Strongylidae.